Molecule: messenger RNA, 2780 nt
Organism: Paramisgurnus dabryanus
Lineage: Eukaryota; Metazoa; Chordata; Actinopteri; Cypriniformes; Cobitidae
Gene: acot11b
Product: acyl-CoA thioesterase 11b
Biological process (GO): acyl-CoA metabolic process
Cellular component (GO): cytosol; cytoplasm
Molecular function (GO): lipid binding; long-chain fatty acyl-CoA hydrolase activity
Source: RefSeq, a predicted model, not a curated record
AUAUGUCUUAUAAAGGAGUCGAGCGCAGGAGUGGCGUGUGUGGACACUUUGCAUGACUGCCAAACAGAAUGUCUAAUUUUAUUUAUAUAUCAAAUAUUCAGACCUAACGCAAACCUAAUUUUCAUUCGUGCAAAUGAGAGCAGAUUAACAAAAAUACACAGCCCUAUUAUGGCCAAUGAAACCAGGGACCCUGUGCUGCUGGAAGAGCCUACGUUCAUUCUUGAGAAUGGAGAGGUGUACAGGAACCCAACAGAGGUGAAGAUGAGUCAAAUAGUUCUUCCCUGCCAUGCCAACCACUGUGGACAGCUCAGCGCUGGACAACUUCUCAAAUGGAUGGACUCCACAGCCUGCCUCUCUGCUGAGCGUCAUGCUGGUUGUUCCUGUAUCACAGCGUCGGUGGACGACAUACAUUUUGAGACCACCAUAGGGGUUGGACAGGUUGUAAAUAUUAAAGCCAAAGUCAACAGAGCGUUUACAUCCAGUAUGGAGGUUGGGAUUUUAGUGAGCUGUGAAGACCUCUUCAGCGACAGACGGUGGAAGAUCUGCAACGCUUUUGCUACUUUUGUCGCCCGCCGUACUGAAACAGGAAAGGUCCAGCUGAAGCAGGUCGUUCCAAGAACGCAGUCAGAGCAGAUGGAGUACAGCCUCGCAGCCGAGCGCAGGAGGAUGAGACUAAUCCAUGCAGAGAUAAUUACUGAUCUUCUCAGCAGCUGCUCCGCGCAGACAGUGAAUGAGUGUCUGGAUUUCCGUUGUGCCGUGCCUGCGGAGAAGACUUGUGUAGAAAGUGUCGAGCUGGUGCUCCCGCCUCAUGCCAAUCACCAGGUCAGCACCUUCGGUGGGCAAAUCAUGGCAUGGAUGGAGAACGUAGCCACCAUUUCUGCCAGUCGCUUGUGCAAUGCUCAUCCAACUCUCCGGACCAUAGACAUGUUUCACUUUCGUGGCCCCUCCCACAUUGGAGACAGGCUUGUACUGAAGGCCAUCGUAAACAAUGCAUUCAAGGAAAGUAUGGAGGUGGGAGUGUGCGCUGAGGCCUAUCAGGGUGGAGAGCCGCUGCGACACAUCAACACCGCCUUCAUGACAUUUGAGGUCUUGGACAAUGACGGGAAGCCACGCUCGUUGCCAAGGAUACGACCUGAACCUGUGGAUGGUAAGAGACGCUUCCAGGAAGCUAUAGCUAGGAAGAAAAUACGCCUUGACAGGAAGUACAUAAUAUCCUGUAAGCAAAGUGAAGUUCCUCUCUCAGUUCCCUGGGAUCCAAGUAACCAGAUGUACCUCAGUUACAACAAUGUCUCGGCACUGAAGAUGUUGGCUGCCCGGACCAACUGGGUCUUAACCUCAGAGAAAAACCAGGUGAGUUUAUACACACUUGAGGAGAACCAGACGUUGUGCUUUAAGGUGGAGACUCAUGUGGCCGUGGCAGCCGAGCAGGUGUUUCUCAUGCUGUCUGAUCUGAAGCGCAGAAAGGAAUGGGACCACCACUACCAAGAGUGUGAAGUGAUAACUGAAGCACAUGAAGAUGAUACCAUCUACCGUGUUGUCACCCCAUCUGUGACAAAAGGAGGCAAAGUCCAGGACUUCAUUCUCCUGGCCUCCAGGAGGCGCCCUUGCGAUUCUGGAGACCCUUAUUUGAUUGCUCUACGUUCUGUAACCUUGCCUGCGUGUCCUCCCGCUGAAGACUACAACAGAGGUGAAGUUCUCUGUGCUGGCUUCAGUAUCUGGGAAGUGGGAAACUCUUACACUAAGAUUUCUUACUACAACCAGGCCACUCCAGGCGUGCUGCCCUACAUCUCCACUGACAUCGCUGGGCUUUCCUCCAGCUUCUACUGCACUUUUUCUUCAUGUAGCGCUUUCCUGGAGAAGAAUAAAGGCAGAGUGGCUUUUCUGCCCACCCCUGUUCUGUAAGGGAACUGAGGGGUGAAGUGGACAUGCUCGGCUCUUCUGAAUAUGAUCCAGUUUCUAAAAGAAUAUUUAGGGUCAAUAUUUUGCUCAUGUAGACUCUACAGUGUGGAUCCCUUUAAUACAGACUUUCCAGUUUGAGUGCAGAAUACAAGUUUUAUCAACUGCAGGUACAUGAAACUUUGUGAUAGUGUGAAUUCAGAAAAAGGCCUUGUUUGUUAUCACAAGAGUUUAAUUUGUUAAAACACCAAAACAGUCAAUGAAAAUAUACAGUAUUGCAUAUUGUUUGUAAAAUAGUCAUGAAGAGUAUUAUUAUUUAAUAAUAAUAUAUUAAUAUUACGCUUAUUUAUGUGCAAGUUAUGUGCAAUAAUGUAAAACUGUCUUAGUGCCAGAAAGUUAAGCUAGUAUAUUGAAGUUAUUCUUGAUUAAAUUUUCACAACAAAUCUAAUAGACUAUGAACAGAUGAUAAGAUCAAUUUGUGGUACUUCCUGUGACACAGACAAACAUAUUUGCAUUGAUUUUUAGUCCUGUUAUUCAUAGAUUUUUUUAUCUGUUUAGGUCAGGCUAAAUCUAUGUCACAUUGCAGAUUUAGAGGAAAAUGCCAUGGGUCUGGAUAAAGAUAUAGCACAAUGAUAUUUUUUUGGUUUUUGUUAAUACAAUUUUUACUUAUUAUCAUUCACUUUAUCAUUAUUACAUAAUGUAGAUUUUUUUUAAGGACAGCAAAUUGUCUUGGCUUUUAAUGAUCUUGUUAUAAUGUGAUUUUUGAAGUUUGGCUUUGAUCUGAAACACAUAUUUAUUUGCUGUCACCAAGUGUUCAGCUAAUCUUUCAUUAGUGCUUAUUUAUUAAAUGUAAAAACUGUGAAAUAAAUUUUUAUCAAGUGUUA